AUGUUGCAAAAUCAUGUGGCUUCCAUGAAGAAUCUAGAGACACAAAUUAGACCGCUUACCAAUGUUAUUGCGGGUCAAACUCAAGGGUCAUUACCAAGUAACUCAAAGACUAAUCUCAAGGAGUAUGUCAAGGCCAUUACACUCAAAAAUGGAAAGGUGUUGGAGGAGCCAAAGCAAAAGGUAAAAACUGAUAAGGUAAUUCAAUCAAACCCAGUUAAGAUUAACAUUCCAUUUGUUGAGGCUUUGAUGCAAAUGCCACAAAAUGCAAAAUUUCUUAACAAUAUCCUUUCUAAUAAGAGAAAGAUUGAGGAAUAUGGCACAGUAAUGCUCACUGAAGAGAGACUCAACCUUGGGGAGAUGAAAGAGACACGCAUGGUUUUGCAAUUUGCAGAUAGAUCAACUAAAAGACCUAUCAUUAAAGAUAUUUUGGUAAAAGUAGGAGAGUUUAUUUUCCCUGUAGAUUUUGUUAUACUUGAUAUGGAUGUUGAAUCUGAAUUAUCAUUGAUUCUAGGUAGACCAUUCUUAGCCACAUCUGGAUCAUUAAUAGAUGUAAAGAAUGGUAAAUUAACCCUUAGGUUCAAUAAGGAGAUAAUCUUUGAUAUCAAGAAGGCAAUGAAAACUCUUUCUAUUAUUUUGGAUGAUUUGUGUUGUGCAAUUGAUAUUAUUGAUGAGUUUAUAGAUGAACAACAACAGGCCAUUCUAACGGAGGAUAAUUUAGAGAGAUGUCUCAUGCUAUCAAGCACAACUAAAAAGGAGGAUACAAACUUGAGAAAGGAAGUGAUAGAGUUGGAAGGUGAAUCUCUAUUAGACAAUGUGCUAGGAACAAAGGAGGAGCCAUAA
Messenger RNA from Carica papaya (papaya), 840 nucleotides. Lineage: Eukaryota; Viridiplantae; Streptophyta; Magnoliopsida; Brassicales; Caricaceae. The record is from RefSeq and is a predicted model, not a curated record.